CAUUAAUCAGAUAUAAUUAUAUAAACAUAUAAGAGGGAGCAGAUAAUAAUUAAUAAGUGCAUUGAGCGGCAAAAAUGAUGGGAGUGAGACUGACACUGCCUCUGAUGGCGGUUCCUGUGUCCGUAUUCCCACGUAGCUCAAUCCAAACACAAAUGAAUUGGAGAACGAAAGGGGUUACGGCGUUUGGUGUGAAUCCCAGCGAGUCAAAAAAAGAAGCAUUGUUCUUGGAAGAAAAUGGUGCUGUGGAUGACAUGGAUGGUUACCUGAAUCAACUCUCCCUCGAAUACGACUCCGUCUGGGACACCAAACCUUCUUGGUGUCAACCUUGGACAAUAACCCUAACAGGAGUUUCAGUUAUUGCUAUUAGCUGGUUAAUUUCGCAUUCAGUGCUAGUUACUUCACUCGUAUCAUCACUAAUACUCGCAUGGUGGUUCAUCUUCCUCUAUUCUUACCCCAAGGCAUAUUCAGAAAUGAUUGCUGAGCGAAGAGAAAGAGUUACAAAUGGUGUUGAAGACACAUAUGGUCGUACCAAGAAGCAGUGAUUUUCUGUUUAACAUAAAACGUUCAUUCAAAUUAGGUGAAUUGGCUUAGAGAUUGUAACGUUAAUUUCUGUUUGAAUAUAUGUAACCAUGGGUUACCAACAUAUAUAAGAAUUUGCUAGCAAUAGAAAUUAUUUUUCAUA
Arachis stenosperma is the source of this 682-nucleotide messenger RNA. RefSeq lists its product as uncharacterized. Lineage: Eukaryota; Viridiplantae; Streptophyta; Magnoliopsida; Fabales; Fabaceae. The record is from RefSeq and is a predicted model, not a curated record. Gene Ontology annotation, cellular component: chloroplast. The transcript is spliced from 3 exons. Bases 75 to 542 code for a protein of 155 amino acids.